Messenger RNA from Anopheles cruzii, 1078 nucleotides. RefSeq lists its product as uncharacterized. Gene Ontology annotation, molecular function: protein binding. The record is from RefSeq and is a predicted model, not a curated record. The coding region runs from base 17 to 886 and encodes 289 amino acids. The transcript has a single exon. NCBI's taxonomy places the organism in Eukaryota, Metazoa, Arthropoda, Insecta, Diptera, Culicidae.
AACAAGAAGUCCGCAGAUGCUUCCAAAAACAAAAUAUGCCCGCCUAUCCCACACAAAUUCCCCACAGUGGACAAGUUACUACCGUCGUGAUUUCUACGCAAGUACUUUCUUUUCCAAUCCGUGUGCCGCUACUGCCUUCAAGAUGGAGCUCCUCGAUUUAGACGAAGAUUCGCUGAUGGAAAUAUUCUCCUACUUCAACUUUGAAGAACUGCUGUUCCUCUCCGUCGUGUGCGUACCAUUCUUGCAACUCUGCCGGCGCCAUUUACGAAAAAUUCGUCACUUUGAGCUUGACUACCGGAUGCUCGUAGACCGGCCGGACCGUAUCGAACAUUUGCGCAACAUAUUCCAGUCUCUCGCGCCUUCACUCGACGCCUUCCGCUUCUCCGGCGGAUACAUCAUGGACGAAACGCUGAAGCAAUCGAUCGUGUACAAUCUAGCAUCGAGCUGUGCAUCGUUGCGCCAUCUGACUAUCAACUAUGUGGUGCUGAACGAGCACCACCUAAGACCGUUAACCACUUUGCUCCCUACCCUGGUCAGCUUAGACAUGGGUCGCUGCGAUCUACAAGACAACACCCUAGCCGAGUUCUUACAGUGCCGUCCUCUGAAACUGCGUACUCUCGCCAUUCCCGGAAACUCCAUCUUGGUCGGAACGUUCUUCGACAGCUGGACAACCUGCGAUACGCUGGAGCAGCUGGACGUAAGCCAUUGCUCUUCGCUCAACAUCAAACAGAUCAAGGCGUUUCUGCUGCGGGCAGCGCGGCUAUCAGCGAUCAACGUUACCGGUUGCUUUUGGCACCAGCGUGACAAAGAGAUCUUCCAAAACCUCGGUCGCAGCAUCACGAUGGAGACCAACAUACCAGAACUGAAGUAUUUCAAGGGCGGCUGAACGAGGACAAUCCGUGCACUCCGUGCGUUGGGUCAAGAAGCCCGUCUCAUGAUCGUGAUAUUUCUAGUAAGAAAAUAUAUUUUGUACCUUUUCAUAUUGUGCUUUUCGCCCUACCACGUUAAGUGCCUUAUAUUUAAAGAAAGUAGAGAGGGUCUCAUCCUUAUUGUCCGUCCACUGUUAAAACAAUACAAU